This is a messenger RNA of Daphnia magna, 2025 nucleotides long. RefSeq lists its product as uncharacterized. NCBI's taxonomy places the organism in Eukaryota, Metazoa, Arthropoda, Branchiopoda, Diplostraca, Daphniidae. The transcript is spliced from 8 exons. The record is from RefSeq and is a predicted model, not a curated record. The coding region runs from base 107 to 1873 and encodes 588 amino acids.
GUUAUUUUUAGAAACGACGUACCCGGAGUUGCAGGGUAUAUAAGAAGCUUUGCAUCAAACGACUUUAGUAGCAGCAAAGAGAACUUGCCCAACACUUCUUCAAAAGAUGAAAUUCGCUUUGAUUUUCCUAUCAGCCCUGGUGGCUAUUACUCAUCAACAAUUCCAACAACAACACAUGGGAAGGCCAUGGUGGUUGCCUUCCUAUUACUCACCACAACCAACGGUGUCCAGCUAUCAGCAUAUUUAUUACAACACUUUCCCGGAAAAUACACCAUCCUUCCGCCAGGUCAGGCCAUCAAGGCCCUACCUAACAACUAACAACGCACAGUUGAAUCCCAGCUACAUGGACGUCGACUAUUCAAAUGAUUUUACCGAAGACAUUGCGGAAGACGAAUUUCCAAUCACUGAGUCGAGGAACAGAGUACCGGGAGUUCGCUACCGACCGAAUUUGCCCAAUAGAGUCGCUAUACCGAAUCCCAGAUUCUUCAUCAACUACUACACAAACGUUGCUAGUCUGUUGACUAAAACGGCAACGUUCACUGUAACGUCAUCAUUGAGCCUGACCAGCAUUCAGUCCUGCAUUGCGGCAGUUAAAUUUUUGGAUGACGCUGCCAAAACCAAAGCCUGUCGUCGUAAAAGAGAGAUCCUCGACAACGUGCCUCAUCCUGAAGACUUGCAAUUCGCCAUUGUUCCCUCUCAGACACAGCAAGUGACACCAACUGCCGUCCCAUCACUGGAACUGAACGGAGACCAAGUAGAUUCGUUUGACGACAACGUGUCUGUCGGAGAGCUUUCAGGAUCGAUAUCUGCCGCGCAAAAUUUGAGAGAAAGACGAUUCUUCAAAUAUUCCGUGACUUCUACAACUGUUACUACCUUUUCGAUUCUGUCAACAACGGUGACGAAAACCGUCGCCGUGGCAGGUGACGGAGAAGUAGAAUGCUUGCCGUCUGGCUACAUUGUUUGCACAUGGAAAUUUACAGUCACGGAUCUGUAUAAAAAGCGAACUAGUGUUUGUGAACGGAAUCAUUCGACUUCAGUGGAAGGAAAGACAAGUUCCUCGUCCGUUCUUCAAUCUGCAAAGAUGAAGUUAGCUUUGAUUUUCAUAUUUGCUGCGGUGGUCAUCACUAAUCAACAAUUCCAACAGCAAAGGGAAAAGCUUUGGUGGUCCCCCUAUUUCUCUGCGGAGCGCAUCAUCAACUACCAGCCGAUUUACUACGAUCCCGUCCAAGAUGAAAUGCAAUUCUUCCGGCAAUACAGACCCAUGAGGCCCAUCCCGUAUUUACAGAGUGAAGUCCACCGCACAGCAACGGACUUUCAAGAUUCUCUAGAUGUUCAGUCAAGGACAAAAGAACUAAGUCUUUCACGACCGAAGAAUCAAUAUCGGCCACAAGAACGAUUUUUCGUGAAUUACGCAAAAACAGCCACGUUUACUGUCACUUCGUCUUUGAGUUUCACAAGUAUUCAGUCUUGCAUCGCAGCUGCGAAAUUUUUAGACGAUGCUGCCAAAACAAAAGCAUGUCGUCGCAAAAGGGAAAUACUUGAUCUUUUGCCCGGCCCAGAGUCCACCCAAUUCCCCAUCAUUCCCUCGAAAAUAAAAGAACAUGUGAUGCCGACUGCUUUGCUAUCACUGGGCCUCAACCGAGAAAAUCGCCAAGUUUCUUACGAUCAAAGCGAUUACUUAUCGUCUGGUGAAAUUUCAGGAUCCAUUUCAACAGAAAAACAUUUGAGAGGGAAACGAUUUUUCAAAUUUUACUCGGUGGCAUCUACAACAAUAACCACGUACUCCAUCACAUCAACCACCUCUACAAAAACAGUUGCCGUCGCAGGGGAUGGUGAGGUUGAAUGCCUUCCAUCAGGUUGGGUCAUUUGCUAAAAAAUUGUUACACCCAUAAAUGCAAAAACAAUUUUUCCCAACCCGUUGAAGCUCUUUGACCGCAUUUGUUAUGUUCUCUAAAUGUAAUACCACAAAACUUCCAAUUUUUUGGGUAAUAUUCUCGCUAUAUUUAAAUAAACAUUUAAAUACUU